Messenger RNA from Effrenium voratum, 282 nucleotides. Lineage: Eukaryota; Dinophyceae; Suessiales; Symbiodiniaceae. The record is from the annotation of a GenBank genome assembly.
AUGUUCUCGGACCUGCAGUUCUGGCGCUUGCAGCUCAGAGAGUUGCUGACGCCCUGGGUGCCACCUCAGCUCUUGGCCUCCCACGUGGCUUCGCGCUGCAAGCAGCUGGAUGAGCAGCAGACGGCCUUGAUCGAGGACAAUCGCCGGAAUUUGGCGGAGAUCAACCGGCUGCGGCAAGCAGUCAGCCAGCUGCAUUCCAAGUUGGAGGUGGCGGACGCGCGGUCCGUCCAGAGCAGCAAGAGCCAAGCCGAGGUGCUGGAAAAGCUCAGGAAUCUACGCUGA